AUCAAUGGAGCGUGUCAUCGCCUGCCUAUUCAUCCUGCUCGUCGCUGCCGACGCUAUCAUAGAAAACGACGACAGCGGCUUUAAAGCAAAGAGAGUAGCAUGCAGCGACAUCUGUCUGCUAGGAAUUCCGAGCGAAAACUGUCGCUGCUCCUUCCAAUUCUUCACGAAGAGAGCCUCGCGUGGAAUGAAACGAUCGGAGUCGCAACGGCCCGCCAGCUGGUUUCCCAUCGAUUCAAAUGACUACCCCGAGCAGAGCAACCCCGCGGCGUGGACCGCCUAUGUGCGGGCGCUGGCGUGGCUGGUGAGCGAUGCAGACGAUGAGUGACGUCACGCAUCGACUAAAAUGUUUGAAGCGCGCGGGUUCUAAAUUUGUCAUGGCGACGACGUGUUCGUUCCACCGCAAUGCGAAAUAUUGUUAAUCGCUUUCGGUUUAUGUAAUGAUAUAGCUGAAGAGAUGAUAGGAGUUUGAAUAAAUUUCGUACAUAUGCUUGGUUUAACCCUAUACCAUAUAUUACACGGUGUUUCUUACAUACAGCAGGUUGAAUAGGUUAAAUGUGCAAAGUACGAUAGUGAUAUUAAUUAAUUGUAUAUCAAAAAAUAAAAGAACGAUUUUCACUAUGUUUCUGAUCAAAUUGCUUUGUUACAUUCGGCAAAUAUUUGUGAAUAUUUGUGACACAACGGAUGUGUAGCGAUUUAAUACAUA
Priapulus caudatus is the source of this 703-nucleotide messenger RNA. RefSeq lists its product as uncharacterized. NCBI's taxonomy places the organism in Eukaryota, Metazoa, Priapulida, Priapulimorpha, Priapulimorphida, Priapulidae. Bases 5 to 325 code for a protein of 106 amino acids. The transcript is spliced from 2 exons. The record is from RefSeq and is a predicted model, not a curated record.